Contarinia nasturtii (swede midge) is the source of this 1594-nucleotide messenger RNA. RefSeq lists its product as uncharacterized. The transcript has a single exon. Gene Ontology annotation, biological process: neurogenesis. NCBI's taxonomy places the organism in Eukaryota, Metazoa, Arthropoda, Insecta, Diptera, Cecidomyiidae. The record is from RefSeq and is a predicted model, not a curated record. Gene Ontology annotation, molecular function: protein binding. Gene Ontology annotation, cellular component: cytosol. The coding region runs from base 221 to 1525 and encodes 434 amino acids.
AUACAUUUAAUAAACAUUCCGCAGAGAGAGUUAUUUUCGAACAUUUUUGUUGAAAAUACUUGAACGAUUGAGAUUUAGAAAAAAUUAAUCAAAUCAUUUUAUUGCUCAAAAUAGCGUAAAAAAUAGUUCAUUUCAAGUAUCACUUCAAAUUAAUCAUUCAAACUUCAUCAUAUCAAUUCAAAAUAUUUCUGUGGAUUCCAAAAACUCAAACACUUAAAAGAUGUCACAAGGAAAAAACUAUAAAAGACAUCAUCUAAAUCCGUUGCUUAUUAAUCAAACAACGAUGAAAAAACUCUACGCGGAUCGAGGUGAAACUGGCGAUGUGUCAUUUAUUGUUGAGUCCGAAGUAAUUCGUGCACAUCGCUGUGUAUUGGCUACCCACAGUCCCAAGUACAAGGCUCAAUUCUACGGUGUUCAACCGGAUCAAGGAGAGAUUCGCGUGGAUGGUGUAUCAGCGGAUGCGUUUCGGGAAUUUCUCCAGUUCUUCUAUUUAGAUGAAGUUUUUUUGACCCAAAAGAAUAUCGAAGAUGUACUAAACUUGGCCUGUCAAUCGUUGGUCAAUACUUUUGUUAAUGUGUGUGAAGAAUUUCUCAAAUAUUCUAGUGUUUUAUUAAUUGAUAACUUUUGUUGGUCAUAUCGUUUGGCGAUGCUGUAUGACUUGAAGUCAUUACAGAAUAAAUGUAGACAUUUUUUUAACUAUAAAACAUAUGCAUUGAAGGUAUUAGCGAAUGCCGGUUUUGAAAAUUGUGAUCGGGAGCUACUCCCAGAACUUUUGCAAUUGUACGCAGAGAAAUGCAAAGAAAUAGACUAUUUUAAUGCGUGUAUCGCAUGGGCUAAAACUGCGUGUAAGCUGGAAAAUAAAGAUCCAGAAAAUGGUGUGAAUUUACGUGCCGUUCUGGGAGAUGCAAUUACAAACAUUCGUUUUGGUAACAUGACGAUUGAAGAAUUUGCCGAAAUUCAUAGCAAAUAUGACGGAUUGUUUUCAACAGAUGAAUCCAUUGAAAUAAUGUAUAUGAUUGGUAAAGUGAAUGGAUUCAAGUCGAAACGAUUUAAUCAACUAUCACGAAAAGAAUUCGAAUUUACAGUAAAAAAGGUGGAUACAAUUUUUGAAUGUGAUCGAGUUAGUUCUAAAUCCGAAGAUCGUAAGGGGCUUCGAAGAGAAGAAAAGAUUUGGUUUUAUUGUAUUAAGCUAAUCAAAUUACACGGUUUAGUUAUUGCCACCACAAACAUUGGAGAUAUAAAGAUUUUAGUAGCAUGUUCAAUUGAGCAUUUUGAAUAUUGCCCGAAAUUUACAACAAAAAGUAAAACGGAUACAAACGAAACAAUAAUCACAUUUGAUCAACCAAUUUUUUGUACGAAUUCAUGUUUUAUACAUUUGGAAAGGGAUUCCUGGUGGAAUAAUAAAGAUGGUUACUAUGUCAAAGAUACGAUUGAAUCGCAUGGGACCCAUUUCAUAUUUAAUCGAGUGGAUCCGGAUGGAUCCGUAUCAUUUGUGAAACGUAUUCUGUACAGUUGUCGUGAGUAGAGUUCGCAAAAGAAAAUAAAUCCAAAAAAUUAUAUGCCAUUUAAGAUUUAUAGAAUUACUUUAUGUACA